Molecule: messenger RNA, 2049 nt
Organism: Plasmodium malariae
Lineage: Eukaryota; Apicomplexa; Aconoidasida; Haemosporida; Plasmodiidae
Product: anaphase promoting complex subunit, putative
Exons: 1
Coding region: 1-2049 (682 amino acids)
Biological process (GO): cell division
Molecular function (GO): protein binding
Source: RefSeq, a predicted model, not a curated record
AUGAAUAAAGAUGAAGAGUUAUUCUGUCACUUGAAUUUCCUAAUGUGUGCUGUUCAUCUGUCGAGAAAGUACAAUCUAAAAUUCCAAAGCAGGUUGUAUCAAGACCUUUUAGACACUUAUUAUUAUAGAAAAAAUUUAAGGGUGAAAGAAUCUAUAUUUCCUAAUGAAACUUACUUGAACUACAAUGAUUUAAAUGGUUUAUAUAACUAUACUCGAAGAAAAUGCCAAGCAAUAAGGUGCGAGAAUAUAAUGAAAUAUGCAUACAUUUACUGUUGUUAUAAAUUGAAAAAAGAAAAGAGAAGAACUAUAGCUUUAAUGCUGUUAGAUGAAGAUUUUAUAAAAUACAAUUGUAAUAAUAAUAAAUAUGAAGAUUAUAAGAAAAAGAAUAUAAAAAUUUAUGAAAAUAAUUUUUAUAAUGUGAAAAGUCUACCAGGGUAUAGUGCUGCGUAUUACUUGAUGGGGAAAUUAUAUGAAAAGGAAGCUAAAAGAGAAUGGUUUAACGAAUUGAAAAAGAAUAAAUUAAUAAACAUAGCAUCUUACUGCUAUUAUUUGUGUUAUAAAUCAUGUCCAUUUUUCAUGUGCUCUUGUAAAAAGCUGCUGAAAUUGCAUGGAAAUUUUUAUUGUAAUAGUAUGUACACAGAAGAAGUAAAAAAGAUUUCAAAACUGUACAAUUUCGGAACAUACAUUUACCAAAAACAUAAAUUUGAAUCUUCUUGCAAAGAUGAUGAAGAAGACGAUGGAGAGAAUAAAGUGAUAGAAAAAAAGCGAAAUGCUGAUUUUGAUAAUAACAUUUUAGAAUUAAUAGAAUUUAAGGAAGAGAUAAUAAAUAAUAUAGAUAUAAAAAACACUGAGUUUAUAUUAUCAUUAAUAAAAGAAGACGAAAUAAAAAAUUUCUUUUUAAAAUGGAUGAACUGUUACAAAGAUGAUGUGCAAGUUUCGAUUCACGAAGAAAGUAAUAACUUCAUUUCGAAGGAAGGAAUACACAAUUUAUCAAUAAUAGGAAACUUUUAUUACUAUUUUUAUGUUAAUAAUUUUAAAACAUGUUUAUUAUUAAUAGAUAAGUGGGAAAACAAGCCAAUUUUUAGUAUAUUCCUUUUUUAUAUUAAGGGGUUAUGUUAUUUUUUCUUAAGGAAUUAUGAAAAGUGCGCAUUUUUUCUGGAAAAAAUUCAUAACAUUGACUGUUAUUACACAAAGCAUUUACCAUAUUUGUCAACAUGUUAUUGGUAUCAAAAGAAAGAAAAUAAAAUAGAAUAUAUUUUGACAACUUACCCAAAGAGAGAAAUAAACGAACACUUUUUAUGUCUUAUAGGAAAUUACUUCUCUUUAAAAAAUAACAAAAACUUAGCUGCUCAAUUUUUUAGAAGAGCAAUUCAGUUAAAUGCGUUUCAUGAAUAUGCUUAUAUUCUUUACUCUUGUGAAAUGAAAUACUUGGGGAAACGACGUAAAGCAGCUGUAGCAUUGUCAAAAUGCCUUCAAAUAAAUCCUUGUAAUUUUAAGGCACACUUAUUAUUGAGUGUUCUAUUAUUUCAAGAAAGAAAAUUUGAGUUAGCAAAUGUUCAUUUAAGUUUAUGUCUAAAAUUAAAUAAUACUGAUGCCAUUAUAAGCUUAUAUUGUGCUACUAUAUAUAAUCAUAAUGAAAAAUAUGAAACUGCCUUACUUUGUUUAGAACAUGCCCAAAAAAAUGAUUAUGAAGGUAUUUAUUUAUUUAUUAUGCAAGGCAUUAUAUUCUUAAAAAUAAGAAGAAAUGUAGAAGCUUUAAAAAGCUUCCUAAAAGCUCAAAAAAUAGAUCCAACUUGCAGUUUCAUUAACACACUUAUAGCUUUCACAUUACUUUUAGAAAAAAAAUUUGAUAAAUCCAAAAAAAUAAUUAAAGAACUAGUUCUUCAAAACUUAAGUAGUAUUAACAUAAAAUUGUUAAAAGAUAUCUAUAAAUGCUGCAAUUUUAAGAUACUCCCAAACAAAAGUAUGUUAAAUAAAAUAGAACUUUUUUUUAAGGAAGGUAGUUUUUUAAAAAACAUUAAUAUGUUCGACAAUAUCUGUUCGCAAUGA